This is a messenger RNA of Colletotrichum gloeosporioides, 1344 nucleotides long. RefSeq lists its product as uncharacterized. Lineage: Eukaryota; Fungi; Ascomycota; Sordariomycetes; Glomerellales; Glomerellaceae. The transcript is spliced from 5 exons. The record is from RefSeq and is a predicted model, not a curated record. Bases 1 to 1344 code for a protein of 447 amino acids.
AUGUCUGACGAAAACCAGCUGUUUUGGAAGGCUUAUGCCUCUACGGUCAAGAACAUCAUGAACAGCGGCCCUGUGGGCGAGAACGUCAGGGUCUACAUCGCCGCCGCUAACACUGCGGGUAUCUCUGGCGGUAAGGAGAUUCCGCCUGAGUGCACCAACUGGGGAAUCUACCAAUAUGCCGACUUCUUGCUGGAUCCUACCAACCCCAACUGGGUCGCCAGCAAGGGUGCCCGCUACUCUGAGGCUCUCAACAUGACCCUGCAGACUUUGACGCCGGGCAAAGGUGGCGAUACCUCUCCUGACGCAUGGGACAGGCUGAAUAAGGCCAAGGAGAAAUUGGCAAUCUACAAGAAGGAGUUGGAUGACGCCAAGAAGGAGGCUAUGCAAGACUUUGCGGAGGACGACAACCCGGACAAGCCCAAGUUCUUCGCUCAGUGGGCUCCGUUGAAUGCCAACGCGUACCUGGUCGCUGUCAACAACUGGGAGGGCGCUGCGAACGAGGUCCAGAUGAGAACCAACGCAAUUGGCGGCGCUGGUUCCGCCCUGUUGGCCAACGCCAUGAAGCAGGCUGCCAACGGAACGAACACAUUGACCGAAUUGAACGGAUACAACAUGAAGGCCAGCACCCAGUCGGUGACCUAUGACGCCAGUGGAAAGCCCAUCAUCCCCAACCCUCUCAACACUCAAUACGUCCCGCAAUAUUCCAUUCAGGGCUACGCAGCUCUCCUCGAUGGCUGGGUUGCCAACACAAACCAGCAGCCGUCCGAGUUCACGAUCGACUUAUCCAAGGGCGAGCAGUCUUCAUACAAAGACCUGGGUUUCACUGAGGCACAGGGAAGUGCGUCCUUCAGCCGAUUCCCUGUGUUUGAACUCUAUGGCAGUGGUGGUGGACGAGUCGAGCACUCGAACUUUGACAUGAGUUCGAACGCCAAGGACGUGAAGGUCAAGCUCAAGGUCCAGCACUACAAGACCAUCCCCUUCGCGCCUGGUACCUGGAAUUUGGACGUCAACGGCCUGAUUGCUAAGCUGGAGGCCAAACCCCCGGCAAUGUUCCAGAAGGUGCGUCCCACACAAAUGCUGGUCGCCUCAGGUGUUAGCAUGGAGAUCAGCUUCAGCGGCAAUGCCAAGACGGCCUUCGACAAGGACUACAAGAAGACGGUUCAGGGUGGCGGCGGCAUGAGCAUUUUUGGGUUCCGCAUUGGAGCCUCCGGCUCUUCCUCGGAGGAGAACUCCUCUCACGGCAACACCUGGGACUCCAGCUCCGGUACCCUCACUGUCAACUCCGAGAACUCCCGCGCUUCUGCCAACGUGCUCGCCGUCAUGGGCGAAAUUGUCAGCGCUUAG